AUGAAUAUUCCCAUGCUACUACAACACCCUCACCGGCAUUUCCUAAAAGGCCUUUUAAGAACACCUUUUCGACGUUACCACUUCAUCUUUCACUCAAGUAGUCAUCGCGGAUCAGGAGUCCCUUGUGCUCAGCCAUUUAACUCUCCUGGACUCCAUUGUACAAAAUGGAUGCUGCUGUCAAAUGGUUUAAAGAGAAAAUUAUGUGUACAAACAACUUUAAAGGAACACACAGAAGAACUUUCUGAUAAAGAACAAAGAUUUGUGGAUAAACUUUAUACCGGUUUAAUCCAAGGGCACAGGGCCUGCUUAGCAGAGGCCAUAACUCUUAUAGAAUCAACCCACAAGAGGAAAAAAGAGUUAGCCCAGGUGCUUCUUCAGAAAGUAUUAGUCUACCACAAAGAACAAGAACAAAUAAAUAAAGGAAAACCACUAGCAUUUCGAGUGGGAUUGUCUGGGCCCCCUGGUGCUGGAAAAUCAACCUUCAUAGAAUAUUUUGGAAAAAUGCUUACUGAGAGAGGGCACAAAUUAUCCGUGCUAGCUGUGGACCCUUCUUCUUGUACCAGUGGUGGAUCACUCUUAGGUGAUAAAACCCGAAUGACUGAGUUAUCAAGAGAUAUGAAUGCAUACAUCAGGCCAUCUCCUACUAGAGGGACUUUAGGAGGUGUGACAAGGACCACAAAUGAAGCCAUUCUGUUGUGCGAAGGAGGGGGAUAUGACAUCAUUCUCAUUGAAACCGUAGGUGUGGGUCAGUCGGAGUUUGCUGUUGCUGAUAUGGUUGACAUGUUUGUUUUACUACUGCCACCAGCAGGAGGAGAUGAAUUGCAGGGUAUCAAAAGAGGCAUAAUUGAGAUGGCAGAUCUGGUAGCUAUAACUAAAUCUGAUGGAGACUUGAUCGUGCCAGCUCGAAGGAUGCAAGCAGAGUACGUGAGUGCACUGAAAUUACUCCACAGGCGUUCAGAAGUCUGGAGACCAAAGGUAAUUCGUAUUUCUGCCAGAAGUGGUGAGGGGAUCACUGAAAUGUGGGAUAAAAUGAAAGAAUUCCAGGACCUCAUGCUCGCCAGUGGGGAGCUGACUGCCAAACGACAGAAGCAGCAGAAAGUUUGGAUGUGGAAUCUCAUUCAGGAAAGUGUGUUAGACCAUUUCAGGACCCAUCCCGCAGUCCGGGAGCAGAUUCCUCUUCUGGAAAAAAAGGUUCUCAGUGGAGCCCUGUCCCCAGGACUAGCCGCAGAUGUGUUGUUGAAAACUUUUAAAAGCAGAGACUUGUGA
Puma concolor (puma) is the source of this 1266-nucleotide messenger RNA. RefSeq names its product metabolism of cobalamin associated A (gene MMAA). Gene Ontology annotation, molecular function: GTP binding; GTPase activity. Gene Ontology annotation, cellular component: cytoplasm. The record is from RefSeq and is a predicted model, not a curated record. NCBI's taxonomy places the organism in Eukaryota, Metazoa, Chordata, Mammalia, Carnivora, Felidae.